Molecule: messenger RNA, 2502 nt
Organism: Emericellopsis atlantica
Lineage: Eukaryota; Fungi; Ascomycota; Sordariomycetes; Hypocreales; Bionectriaceae
Product: putative Zn(II)2Cys6 transcription factor
Exons: 8
Coding region: 153-2258 (701 amino acids)
Biological process (GO): DNA-templated transcription; regulation of DNA-templated transcription
Molecular function (GO): DNA-binding transcription factor activity, RNA polymerase II-specific; DNA binding; zinc ion binding
Source: RefSeq, a predicted model, not a curated record
UGGGGAGACGGGCCGCGCGCCAAGGUCAUAUAGCCGAGGAGAACCACUCCAAAUCGCCGAGGAGAAACCACUCCAAAUCGCCGAGGUGCUUCUAUACCCUCUGCUUUCACCCAUCAACAAAAGUCCUCGGAUGGCACGUCCACUAAUUGAGCAUGCAGCGAUCAACGAGAAAGCGUUCCAAGGCAGCGUGCCAAGCCUGCCACGACCGCAAGGUCAGGUGCAAUCUAGCCCUAUCUGGGCCCCCAUGCAUCAACUGCUCUUUGGACAAUGUUGCAUGCGAGCCGACGAUUCGAAAGAGACACAAUAGGCCAUACAAUGGAGCAGAACAGCGACAGACUCCGGCAUCGCCAUCACUGGCAACGGCUCGUUCUGAACCUGCUGCAGACUCUCUGAACCGCAACGAGACGACAAAUGUUGGCCAGCCGUGCAAGACAGGCGAGACUCAUGGUCUCGGGGAAAUCGCUGUCGACCCUCGCGCUGGAAGACUUGCGGCUCGACGUACCUUUCGCCCAUUGACCGCCCAUCUCGAUCACUAUAGACAUUCUCAAGAGGCUGAAGAUGAAGCCUCACCGACUGAAACUCCAAUCUUCGGAGACCCCCGGGGGAUUUCGCUAGUGUCUGACAUAUGUGAGCCAGACAAAGGAGAAAACAGUGGCCACCUCUUCGUCCACACCGCAAGAACAAGGUCUUUGCCCCAGGAUGACCUUCACUACCUGCGCGGCAAGGGGGUCUUUCAACUCCCUGAUGCUCAAACCUGCGAUGCCUUGAUUCGAGCGUAUUUCCAUCAUGUGCACCCCUUCUUCCCGGUGGUCGACCCCAAGCCGUUUCUAGAGAUUUGCUCGGCAGCAGGGAAGGACAGUUUGAGUAUUCACCUGCUGUGGUCCAUGUUCCUUGCUGCGUCACCUUUCUUGCCUCUAGGAGACAUUCAAAAUGCUGGGUUCAAAGAUCGCAAAGAGAUGAAGAGAUCGAUGUACUCGAAAUCCAAGGCACUUUACGACGCCCAAUAUGAAGCAGACAAAAUUACAUUGAUCCAAAGCGUACUUCUCAUGUCAUUCUGGUACUCUGAUACCGAGGACAGGACGGGCCCUCCGCACUGGAUAGGCGUUGCCAUCAGCCUCUGCCAGACGUCUGGACUGCACAGGAGACCACACGUCGGCAUAAACAAUGACAUGAUCAGACGUCAGCAGUUGUGGCGGCAGAUAUGGUGGGCAUGCGUCUACCGGGACGUUUGGUACUCCAUGGGGAUGGGCAAGCCAAUGCGCAUCAACCUCGACGACUGCGACACGGAAAUGCCAAGCGCGAACGCUGUUCGUGAGGCAAUCUCUGAGAUCCCCGACGCUACCCAGAAAAAGUAUCUUCCUCAUGGCAUGGAUGACCUGUGCAGUCUCUGGCUUGGUCUUUUGAAGCUCACCGUUUCACUGGCGAGUAUUCUCUCAACUCAUUACCGUGUCAGACGCGUGGCGGAUGCGCCAACAGCGGUCCAAGCCGCGGAAGCACAGGUAGUUGCUUGUCGCUUACUGAGCAAUCGUCUUGGAGGAUCAGAAGAUCCUUUAGUUUGGCUACACGCUCAGCUAUUCGAGCUCUACACCGAAUGUGUCUUACUGGUAAUCUACAGGCCUUAUCUGCUGAAUCCUCGCGGUCAGGUUACUGAGGACGCGCUUGACGCAUGGCGCAUGCCUUUACGUCGGAAAGCACAAGCGGCAGCCACGGCAUCCAACACCGUUCUAAUGAAUAUUGUGACGGCCGACAUGAUCGACCUGUGCCCGAAUACCUUGUGCAUGACGCUAGUUCCAUCAAUGCAGAUUCACCUCCUGAACUCGACAUCGCCGAGGCGACUUGUACGGCAGGCCGGCCACCACUGUCUCGACUUUUGCCUCAAGGUUCUUCGAGAGCUAAGCAUGACGUACUUUAGCGCGGAGGUGAUGCUUCAAGUUUUUCUUCGUGCACAGCAAAAGGUGUCGAGGCAAAGACUAGACAGCAAUGCCGCUGGCACCCCUGUGCUUAAUACGCCAGCCACGUUGGAGUCCAGCGCGGCCGAUGAACCAGCACUGUCAGUCGGUCCUGAGAAAGAUGUCAACGCCGAUCCAACAUCGACAGUGUGGUACCCGUUCCUCACGCAAGAUGUGUAUUUUGGCAAUGAUGACUUUUGGAUACCAUUCGAAGGGGUCCUGUCCGAUCUCCCAACGCCCUAUGGAGACCAGAAUGAUGCCACAGACAUGCCCGACGCGCCACUUGCUGUCCACCAAAAUAGGGUCUAGUUCGUAAUAAUAUCUCUUCUGCAUUCUUCUUUGCGAUUUCAGAGUCUUGUCACACUCUUUGAGAAAUUUAACAAGGGAUCAAUGUGCACUUUAAUUAUCCAAGGCCAGCGGGAAGACUACACUAUACUUCACCUCUUGCGAAGUAUACUAGGAUCUGGAUAAGCUGCUCCUCUAACGAGCCAGACACGAAUAGCGGACGUGGAAGUACUAUAGAGAAAAGCGACAAAUAAAGACUAUAUUAUAC